AUGACAGCCUUGUCAGAUUCGUCCUUCGCCAUGUUCCAUUCUCAACCUGAUGCCGAGGACUAUGCUCGAUAUGCCGACUCCAACGUCAUUUUCACUACAGGACCCAUGGAUGUGAGCAUCCCAGCCGAUGCAUUUGGUUUCCAGCACCAAAAUGCCAGCCCAGAUGUCUAUGCUUCUUCAAUGGGCUUUGUCGAACCCUCUCUGUACGCCGAGGCACCCAACUACAUGCUCAACAGCCACGCGUCACCGAGCAUGUACACCGAUGAGUCUUCGGAUAUGAGACUACCCUCGUCUAGUCUUUCAACAGCCUCGGCUCCGUCAACAGCUUCUUCAGCAAUUGGAUCACCCCAAUCCCAUCACGGCCAAAUGGGUGCAAUGCCCGAGUGGACUCCUCAGGGCCUCGGUCUCCAGCCUACAAUUGUGGGCAAUGAUUACAUGGGAUCUGAUUUUGCGUCAUUCCCUGGUUCGGGAAUGGAGGAGCUCAGCUUUGACUUUCCCACGGCCAAGGCCUUUGUUGGUAAGCUCAAAACUAUUUCUUACAACACGAACGGAUACUCGCUUCGAGCUUCGGCGAUCCCCUUUCUCCCCUCCCCUUGGAUCUCGCAAUGGUAUUGGUAG
Molecule: messenger RNA, 618 nt
Organism: Fusarium poae
Lineage: Eukaryota; Fungi; Ascomycota; Sordariomycetes; Hypocreales; Nectriaceae
Exons: 1
Coding region: 1-618 (205 amino acids)
Source: RefSeq, a predicted model, not a curated record